AAGCAAAAUUCGAAAAAGGAUAUUCACUUUUGCACAUUGAAAAUAUCCAGUUGUUACUAUGCUAAUAUCACAAAACAAACAACUUUUUACCUCUUCUGGGAAACUUUUGAGUUUAUAAAUAGUAAAUAUCCGACUUUAGUUGACAUUAGUCAUAAUACAUAACUGUUAUCAAUAAGGAACGCGAAGGUUUUGAACAAUUUAGGCGGCCGGUCGAAUGGUCCGGUGUAUAUGUUAGUCUCCAUUCGUAAUGAUUUUAUGAUACCUAGUGGUUCUACCUGUGAAAUAAGAUGUGAUGUCAGAUAGAGGUCUUGAACUGCGAAUCUGGAAAAAUAAGUUGUACAAUUUGCAGCGUGAAGCUCCUUCUCCACAUGUUAUACCCUGCAAUCGAGUUUUAAGUCAUUGCCCACCCCAGUAUGGUGUUGAAUAUCAUGGCCCAAUAUCGCGUCAGGAAACCGACGAGCUACUUUCUAAUGCAGAUGAUGGUUCUUACCUUAUUAGAGAUAGUCAACGUGCCGAAAACGCCUAUACGUUGGUCAUUUGGUUCGACAAAGUGGCGAAAAACUUCAAGUUGUAUUUUGAUCCCUUAACCAAGCAGCACUUUGUUGGAGAAACCAAAUUUGACACCGUAGAACUCCUUGUCGCGGAUGGCCUUAUUCAUUUUUAUGUGGAAACACGUGGAGCAGAUGUUCUCAAAAAAAUCGCAGAAGCCAACAUUUAUCAAAAGACGCCGUUUUAUAAGGUUCGUUAUCACACUUUCAACUCUCAGGCAGUAGAAGCAUGUCUUAGUAUAAAGUCCUCUGAAAACAAAGUGAUGAAUAACGAACGUCCUCUCCCUUCUCCGUUAAAACACCUCCAAGCUUCUCAACGCUAUGCAAACACUUCUAAACAGUUGUCGUGUCGUCGUCAGUCUAUGGAUGCAAGUCAUCUUGAUAGCCGUUCCAAAUAUCACUCUGUCGUUUUUGCGAAACCACUUAUUCGUGACUGGCCUGAUGAUAAAAAUGGGUUCAAAGAUUAUCGGAAUUAUCCCCCUCUGGCUGUUCAACAGUCUAAUGUUUGUAGCCCAAUACAACAACAAACAGAACCAAAAACUACCACCCCUACUUUUGAAGUCGGUUUUUCUCAUCUGAGGUUGGGAUCACAAGUAGAUACGCAUGAAGUUGUGAGCAGCACACAGUCUUUCUCUGGAGUCACUUCAUCUAACAUAACACAAGCUUCCAGUCAUCGUACAGUAACAGCAACUAACUGUCCAACCGUUGUUAAAACUAUUUCUUCAGGUGACCAAUGUCCCUCAGUUAAUUCAGUUUUAAUUCAAGCACCUCUUGCCACUUGUUUUUCUGGGGAAUCAAGCAGUUUGAGUUCUUGUACAAAUAGUAGUUCUAGCAGCCACAUGGGUCUUCUACCGAGUGCUCAGUCAUAUGAGUUGGAAUCUGAAUUUUCUUCAGAAUCACUUGGUCCAAGACAUGUUUCAUUUAGUGGUAAUCUAUCUGACCAUUAUUUUUCAAACGGGAUUUCAUUUCAAAGUUCCAAACUUAAUGGGAGUACGUCAACUUCUCCAAAACAACAGCUAAAUGAUUUAUCCUUUACAGAUUCUGACUGUGCACAAAAUGAUGCUAUGCGCAAUCUUCAGGAGCGAUAUAACUUGCCUAUGGCUUGUUUACCUGAUCCAUGUACCUUCAUUUCAAAUGUCAAACCACAUAAUUUUAGGAUUCAUACUUAUCGUGGACCUCAUUGGUGCGAUUACUGUACUCAUUUUAUAUGGGGGCUUGUUGCUCAGGGCAUGAAAUGUAUAGAUUGUGGAUUUCAGGCUCAUAAACGAUGUGCUGAUCUUGUACCAUGUGACUGUGUACCAGAUAUUAAACAAAUGAAACGAGUGUUCGGUGUGGACUUGACUAAUUUGGCGAGAGCUGAAAACAAGACUGUACCAACUCUGCUAAUUAAAUGCAUUCAAGAAGUAGAACGUCGAGAUGGUUUGUGUUGUGAAGGCCUGUAUCGUAUUCCUGGAAAUUAUGAUCUUGUGGAAGAACUACGUACUGAAUUCGAUAAAGAUCCGGAAUUGGCAAAUGUAUCUGAGUCACGUGUUCGAGAUAUCAAUGUUUUGACAAGUUUGAUUAAAUCAUUUCUGCGUCAAUUGCCUGUCCCAUUAAUCACUUAUGAAGCAUAUCCAGAUUUACUGGAUGUUGUUAGAGAUGAUCGACUUAAUGAACAAGAAAAAUUGGAUAUGUUAAGAAAAAUAUUUGCUCGCUUACCCGGUGCCCAUUAUGAAAGUUUGCGUUAUUUUAUAAACCAUAUACACAGAGUGGCUGAAAAACAAGAUGUGAAUAUGAUGACUACAGCUAAUUUAGCUAUUGUCCUAUCACCUACUCUACUGAGUUCAUCUUAUACUGAUCCUAUAAGUUGUUUAGCUGGAACACUUUUUGAACAUACCUUAAUAGAAUUACUUAUAAAACAUUGUACUUAUUUACUUCCAUCAAAUGGACGAUGGUUAGCUAGUAGACCUACUGAAUUAGCCGACAAUGCAAUCCAUUCACCAUCCCAUCGUCAUAGUCAAAUCAUUACCAAUAAUAAUUUUACUCCACCAGCCACUACGGUAUCACCACCCAGUAUACCAUCUUAUAAGAAAUGGAAUUUUUUAAGAAGUCGAUCAUCCACAGAUACCCGUACAGUGCCAACUUUAUCACCUAUCCCGUGAAAUUGGAUGGAAAUUUCAUCGAUCUCUUUCUUCGUCUGUCUGCAGAUAAUUUCUGUGUCAGUAUGAAUAAAUUAUUGUGUAAUAUUAUUUUUUUUACUACCUAUCUUACCACUAUAUCGUUCUCUAAUUGUUCUGUAUCAACAAAUAUUUGUUAACACAUUCCACCAUUUUUUUCGUAUAACUUUUUGAUUAUGUCCAUUUUUUGCAUUUCACAAAACGUCUGGUUCUUAACAAACUUGUACACAUAUAUUUGUUCUUUUCUCGAAUUCCAUAAUAUUUGUGUGCUCUUGGUUUAGAGAAAUCAUUCAUAAGUGAUACUUUUAUUGUCUUCCAGCUUUUCUUUCUUUAAUCUACUUCUUUAAACCAUCUAAAUGCGGACAAUAUAUUUUUGAGUUUAUAUGGCCACUUAAAAGCAUAUUUAUAUAGAUAUAGCGUGUUUCUAACAGCUGAUUGUGUAUUUCUAUCCUAUCCUAUUGUUCAACUCACUAUCUUUAAAUAUAUGCUUGUUGUUCAACUCUUAUUAUAUGGUGAUUAUGCUGAGACAUCUUUAAAAAUUAUUUAAUGAUAAACUUAUAUGAUGGUACCAUUUUUAUUUGAUUUUUAUAAAUAGGACUGAUAAAGCAAUACAAGAAAAAAAAAUAACAGUUUGUACAUAUACAUAUACCUGUAUUAAUAAACUGUGUUUUAUAAAAAUAGCCCAUUACCUGUUGGGUUAUUAGAUAGUGAAGGUUAGAUAAUCUGUUUUUUGAGUCCAUAUCUCGUCAUGUUUACCUGACUCACUUGUUCACAUCUUUUCUGUCAACUUAAUUCUAAACGGUGAAUUGGUACCGUUAACCUUCGUAUGGUAGAUAUGUUUAAUGAGUCAACGAUGAUGUUCAUGGUUUCUGUGUUACAAGUGCAAAACUUUAAACAUUUCCGUCCCAGUAUGAAAUAUAAAUUUAGGUGACCAAACCCAAAAAAGAACAAUUAUAGAUUCACUGCUUUCUUUACAUUACCGUUAACUGUUUUACGCAGUUUUUGCGCACAGUCUCAACUUGACUUUUUUGCAGAGCAUUGUUUAUUAACUUUGAGAAUGAAUGUAGAGAACUUGAAAUGACUUUCACUUAUUAAUUAAUUAGUCAGUGACUGUCACCUAUAUUACGUCCAGCGAGUUAUUUUUUGAAAAUUUGUCAGACAUACAUAAAAGUCACCAUACCUUAUACGAUAAUAGAAAAAUCUCUGUACAUCAACCAUAUUUCAUUAUGUCCACUGUUUCUCCAUACUUCUACUAUACGUACUUUAAACAAGUAUAACCAUCAUAAUUCCAGCUUCGUGGUAUCUUUUUGUUCUUUUCAUUUGUAUGAAACCGUCCAAAAAAUAAUUUCAAGUUUCUGAAAUUUACAAACAGUUGUGCAUUUUGAAAGUUAACAGUGUGUUCCCCAUCAUGUAUGAUGUUAACAGCUGUAAUUUAUUCAUAAUCAUUUCUUCUUUCUACAAAAGUGAAUUUUUAUUCCAUUAUGUUGUAAAUAAAAUUAAAUCCAAGCAACAGAUGGCUGAAUAUUUUUUUACUGUAUUUGAAUAAUCACUGUUUGACAGGAAGAUAUUUUUCUCUUGUCAAACAAUAAAUUUACCGACUGAUCUGAACAUAGUAGAGUAUACAGUUAUUUAUAAGUUUUGUAAAUCGAUGUCUUACAGCACUAUAUAUAUAUAUAUAUAUAUAUAUAUAUAUAUAUAUAUAUAUAUAUAUAUAUGUCAUAUGACAAUGUGGGUGCCUUUUACUACGUAAAUCUUGAAACUUGACGAUGUAUGCAGGAUACUAUAAUCAAGUAUAUCUCCAUCCAUUGAAUAACUGGUUGGACCUAUGUGGAGUCUGAAAGACUAAGCAGUUCCUGUACAUUCAUAUUGAAGUUCAAUAAUGUUUAACCUACAAAUUUCUCAUAAGUGACCAACUCGAUCGGUUCAGUUGACUUCGAACUUAAUGUACAUCUGGUUAGUAUGUGAUUGAUAACAUAAAUCAAUAACUCUAUAUCAGCACAUCUAUGGUCAGAAACACUAUCACCCGAGGUAAAAACACAUUGGACAGACAGCCUAGUUUAUCAUUAUUUGAAUAUUUCAAUUAGAAUUUCUAUUCCAUAAAAUUACACACCAAAAUAACCUAGUGACUAUCUCUUAUUAUUACCACAAAACUGUGGCAUAACGAAUUUUAAGCUUUGAUCAAUCAACCUAACAAACUCCUUGAUAGUUUUUAUUUUUUACUUAGUUCAUAAGACAACAAAUUGUUUUAAUAUACUAUUAUUUGAAAACAAUAAUAUUAUUUAUGCAUAGUCAUCGUGACAUGAUAACGCAUUUAAUCAGCGGAGUUAAUAAUCUGACCUGGUCACAAUAAGGGUACUCUUGAAUCAAUAAUUCUAUUUAUUUUAAUAUAAACUACCUUAUAACUAACUAAUUAGUCAUUAAUAUUCUAUCCAACUAUGACUACUGAUACUUUUAUUAUGUUCAGGUUUUUUUAUCAAUAAAAAUAUUUGAAAUCAAUGAUCAUCUCAACUCCAUUCUUUUUAUAAAUGAAGGGAACGUGCACCGAAAUCUCCACUA
This is a messenger RNA of Schistosoma rodhaini, 5260 nucleotides long. Lineage: Eukaryota; Metazoa; Platyhelminthes; Trematoda; Strigeidida; Schistosomatidae. The record is from the annotation of a GenBank genome assembly.